This is a messenger RNA of Paramecium octaurelia, 402 nucleotides long. NCBI's taxonomy places the organism in Eukaryota, Ciliophora, Oligohymenophorea, Peniculida, Parameciidae. The record is from the annotation of a GenBank genome assembly.
AUGAUUUAGAAGGAGAUUAACUCCUCUUGUUAAUUGAAAACAAUUAUCGUUAGGUAUUCUAAGCUACUUAAUAUUAGAUCCAAGCUUGUCCUUAGAUGUAGAUCUUUAGGAUUUCUAUAAAAUACUAACUCUAUCUGUCACGCUGCCAUUAUUAGUUUUUUGUCAUAUAGUUUGAUUGAACAACAAAUCUUCAAUAAAACCUUGAGAAAUUUUUCUAUUAGGGAACUGUUGAGGAGGGAUUAAAGCAUUCUUAGAACAAAAAGGCUUAGCCUUUAGAGGAAUCCUAGUCGGAGAAAAUGCAAUUAAAUUUAAUUACUUCCAAACACACUGAUUUAGAAUUAGGAGUCUUCCAACAGUAUUUCAUACAUCUAAAAAGUGAUUAUUUUAUGGAAAUUGACAUGA